GCAGUGACCAAUUAACCAACCAAGAUGGCCGCGAUGGCUGUUGCGAGACUCGGUGGACUGUCAAGUCGAUUGUUGAGGAAAAACACGGAGUGUUUGUACAGCGCGACGAGAUGUUACUCCGACACACCAUUGCCAUGGAAUUACGUGUGGAGACCGAAGAAAUACGAGGAGAAGAAUCACGAGAAGAUCGCCGAGAAGUAUAACUUGCAUCCGAAGGAGUACAAACCGUAUCCUCCGGAGAACUGUACCGGCGAUUAUCCAGAUCUACCCAUGAUAGGACCGGCGGCUAAAGAUCCGUAUUAUCCGUAUGAUAUACCAACCCUGAGGAAAAAUUAUCACGAGCCGUUACACUAUAACUUCGAAACAAUGGGCGAGGAUCGUUACAGUUACGGAUAUCCAUAUAGAUACGAUCCGGCUUUUGGAGCGCUAUGUUUUGUCUUAUUUGUAGCCGCCUACAUUGGACUUGUAUAUUUAUUCGAACCAUAUCCCACAGUUCAUCCGAGAUUGGAGCAGCAAUUCCCAGGGAAAGGUGUGCAUUACACAUUUGAGCCCGCCUCAAAGAAUUGAACAUGUGAGACGUGCGAAUAGUUCGAAAUAUAGACACAAAUUUUAUGUGAAACAUACGAAAAGCAGUGUCUGACUGUAAUAUAUGAACGUUAAUUGUAAUAUGUGUAAUAUACAAAACGCUUUUUCUUUGUUAUA
Messenger RNA from Pseudomyrmex gracilis, 702 nucleotides. RefSeq names its product NADH dehydrogenase [ubiquinone] 1 beta subcomplex subunit 8, mitochondrial (gene ND-ASHI). Bases 25 to 567 code for a protein of 180 amino acids. The transcript has 4 exons. Lineage: Eukaryota; Metazoa; Arthropoda; Insecta; Hymenoptera; Formicidae. The record is from RefSeq and is a predicted model, not a curated record. Gene Ontology annotation, cellular component: mitochondrion.